AUGGCGACGCAGGUGGAGGCGCUGCUGCCCGGCACGGCCCCGCUGCUGCCCGCCGAGGAGCGCGCCCUGGUGCUGAAGCCGCCGCAGGACGGUGGCGGCCGGGAGAAGGGCGAGCCGCCCAUGGGCCCCGACGGCGGGCCGGCGGCGCCGCGGCCGCCCAGCGCCAAGCAGCAGAAGGAGGAGAGCAACAACCAGGAGAAGGAGAGCCUGCUGAGGGCCGGCGAGGCGGAGGACGGCGGCGGCGAGGCGGGCGGCGCGGGGCGCCGGGAGUUCAUCGAGGCCCCGCCGCCCAAGGUGAACCCCUGGACGAAGAACGCGCCGGCCGUGAACGGGCAGUCGCCUCCCGAUAUAUUUCCAACUGAUGGCCAGUCUGAACUUACAACUCCAGCAAAAGUGGUGAGGGCUGCCAACCCAAGACAGCGGAAAGGAAGCAAGGUUGGUGACUUCGGUGAUGCCACAAACUGGCCAACACCUGGAGAAAUAGCCCACAAGAGUGUCCAGCAGCCACACAAAGCACCAGCCCUUCGGAAACUGCCUGUCAAGAAAGACAUGAAAGAGCAGGAGAAGGGGGAUGGGAGUGAUGGCAAAGAGAGCCUGAAAACCAAAUCAGAUGAGUCUGGGGAGGAGAAGAACGGUGAUGAUGACAACCAGAAGUCAGCCCAGAAGAAGAAAGGCAACAAACACAAGUGGGUCCCUUUGCAGAUAGACAUGAAGUCAGAGGUGCCUAGGGACAAAACCGCCUCUCGGAACAACCGGCAAAACGAGCAGCACAGGCACCCCUCCAACAACCGCAGCGAGCUGAAAGGCUGGCACCCAGACAACAAGCACGAGCGCAGCUGGCAGGACCACGAUGAGACCUCCAGCGUGAAGAGCGAGGGAGGGGCCGUGCGAGGGACCUUCCGGGGCCGAGGCAGGGGCCGUGGCAGGGGCCGUGGCCGUGGCAGAGGAGGGCACUUCGAUUACCAGUAUGGGUACCGGAAAUUCGAGGGCUCGGAUGGCUCCCGCACCCAGAAGUACGCCAGCAACAUCACCUACUACUUCGACAACAUCAGCAGUGCUGAGCUCUACAGCGUGGACCAGGAGCUGCUCAAAGACUACAUCAAGAGGCAGAUAGAAUAUUACUUCAGUGUUGACAACCUGGAGCGAGACUUCUUCCUGCGCCGCAAGAUGGACUCGGACGGCUUCCUCCCCAUCACCCUGAUCGCCAGCUUCCACCGGGUGCAGGCACUGACCACUGACAUCAGCCUCAUCAUCAAGGCUCUGAAGGACAGCAAGGUGGUGGAAAUCGUGGAUGAGAAGAUCAGGAGAAAAGAGCAGCCAGAAAAAUGGGCUCUGCCUGGCCCUCCUAUGGCAGACUACACUCAGACUGACUUCUCACAGUUCAUCAAUUGCCCUGAGUUUGUGCCCCGGCAGAGCUUCCAGAAAGAGACAGAGUCUGCUCCUGGCUCCCCACGUCCUGCCAGCCCUGUCCCCACCAAAACAGAAGAGGUCAGUAACCUGAAGACAAUGCCCAAGGGCCUGUCCACAAGUCUGCCAGACCUGGAUUCAGAGACAUGGAUUGAAGUGAAGAAGAGGCCUCGGCCUUCCCCAGCCAGGCCCAAAAAACCAGAGGAGUCAAAGACACCGCAGCAGCAAAAGCAAAAGGACCAAGAUGAGCCUGAGGAGCUGGACUUCCUCUUCGACGAGGAGAUGGAGCAGAUGGAUGGCCGCAAGAACACCUUCACUGACUGGUCAGAUGAAGAUUCCGAUUACGAGAUCGACGACCGCGACGUGAACAAGAUCCUCAUCGUGACGCAGACCCCUCCUUACCUGCGCCGGCAUCCUGGUGGGGACCGGACUGGCAACCACACCUCCAGGGCUAAAAUGAGCUCAGAGCUGGCCAAGGUGAUCAAUGAUGGGCUCUACUACUACGAGCAGGACCUGUGGACAGAGCAGUUCGAGCCAGAGUAUUCGCAGAUCAAGCAAGAGGUGGAGAACUUCAAGAAGGUGAAUAUGAUCAGCAGGGAGCAGUUUGACACCCUGACCCCAGAGCCCCCUGUGGAUCCAAACCAAGAAGUCCCUCCAGGUCCUCCCAGGUUCCAGCAAGUACCUACUGACGCUUUGGCCAACAAGCUGUUUGGAGUCCCUGAGCCUUCCACCAUCGCCCGGUCUUUGCCCACGACCGUACCAGAAUCACCCAACUACCGCAACGCCAGGACCCCCCGCACCCCCCGCACGCCGCAGCUGAAGGACCCGACACAGACGCCCCGGUUCUACCCCGUGGUGAAAGAGGGCAGGACGAUAGAUGCCAAGACUCCACGGAAAAGGAAGACGAGGCACAGUUCGAACCCUCCGAUGGAGUGCCACGUGGGCUGGGUGAUGGACUCUCGGGAGCACAGGCCACGAACUGCCUCCAUCAGCUCCAGCCCCUCAGAGGGCACCCCGGCCGUCGGGAGCUAUGGCUGCACCCCACAGUCCCUGCCCAAGUUCCAGCACCCUUCGCACGAGCUGCUCAAGGAGAACGGCUUCACACAACACGUCUACCACAAGUACCGUCGGCGCUGCCUUAACGAACGGAAACGACUGGGCAUUGGUCAGUCCCAGGAGAUGAACACGCUUUUCCGGUUCUGGUCCUUCUUCCUCCGAGAUCACUUCAACAAGAAAAUGUACGAGGAGUUCAAGCAACUGGCUGUGGAGGACGGAAAGGAGGGAUACAGGUACGGUCUGGAGUGCCUUUUCAGAUACUACAGCUACGGGCUGGAGAAGAAAUUCCGGCCAGACAUAUUUAAGGACUUUCAAGAAGAGACCAUCAAGGAUUACGAAGCUGGGCAGCUCUAUGGGCUGGAAAAGUUCUGGGCCUUCUUAAAAUAUUCCAAAGCCAAAAAUCUGGACAUUAACAGCAAACUGCAAGAAUACCUCAGCAAGUUCAAGCGCCUCGAGGACUUCAGAGUAGAUCCACCCAUGGGGGAGGAAGGUGGACACAAGAGAUACCCUUCGACGUCAGGGGGAGAUGGCAGGAAGCGCUACCCAUCCCAGUCUUCCAGCAAAACGGUCAGCCAGUGCCCAUCCAGCCAAGCCCACGCCUCCAGCCAGCCUGCACAAGAGGAUGCCAAAAACCUGAGCCAGCAAUCCCCUGCCCCAUCGGCUGCAGAGUCGCAGACAGUGGGGAAGUAGAGAGGCUGCAGCGUCUGCUUCCUGCUGGGGGAUGGGGUGGGUUGGUGGGGGGACUGGCUUGGAGAAGGGGAGACAUGAGGGGGUGGGACAGGAAGGGAGCUGGAAGGUGGGUGCCCAGGAAUAGGCUGCUUGGGAGAAACUUCAACGCACACGAUCAUCUUCUCUUGUGGCUGGAAAGCAAGGACUAUCUACAUCUAAAACACCAUUUUGCUAUUACAACCCUGACCAGAGCCAGACCCGCUCCCAGCAGACCCACCUUUUCCUUUCCCUUCCCUCCCCUCCUGUGCACACACUCAUGUCUUAGCGUCUCUUCAAAAAAAAAAAAAAAAAUGUGUUCUGGCUGGGUUGGAAAGGGGAGAUUUUUUUAUUAUUAUAUAUAUAUAUCAAGUUUUAAAUUAUUGCUAGAAGUUCGUCUGGAUUUACCAAAACAAGUCUGCUCUGUGUGGCCCCAACGACUCCCGUCUGUGUCCCCCCUCGGAUCUCGCGGGGCAGCCGCUCAGGAAGCUCGGAGGAGCGAGGUUCCCCAGUGGGGGGCCGAAGCCACAGCGUGUCACGAUGCUGCGGAGCCUCUGAUCUCCAUGACUCGGCUGGCGUCUCCCAUUCCACGUACGGCGGUGCCUCUCCCGACACCGACCACCUCGACAGGAGCAUCGCCCUGUUCGUCCUCCCGCUCCCUCCUGAACCCCAACGUCUUCACCUUCCCGAGGGUCUGGCUCUUCCCUCUGCCCACCUCUCCCUUCCGUCACGGACAAUUUGGAAGUCAACCAAAGGACCUUUUGCCAAGGAUAGGCUUGUUCUGACUCCUUCUUGCGAGGAUGGCUGGUUGGGAGGCUGGCAGGCACCUGGACUCGAGCCUGCAUGGACGGUGCAUCCGCUGCCCCAGGAAUGCCCAUCGCGUGCAAAGACAGGACUUUGCUGAAGGAGCUUUUCUCUUCCUUUUCCCUUGGAAAAAAUGACAUGACAUAAAAAAAACCCACAAACCCCUCUUAAAAAAAAAAAAAAAACUACAACAAAAAACUCUUUAAAAGGACACAUCUCCCUUUGCUUUCUUCCUUGGAAAUACUAUUGAAGAAAAACAAACAAACAAACAAAAAAAAAAAACCAACAAAAAAAACCCAAAAACCCACACAAAAAAAGUUGCCUUAUGGUGGAGCUGGACCGGGGAGGCUUGUUGGCUUCCUGCACCCUGGGGUGCACUGGGCACUUGGCCCCCCCAGGCCCAGAGACUCCUCACGGCAUUGCUGCCGAGCUGAUCUUCCCUGCGGCCUUCCCUCUGA
Messenger RNA from Empidonax traillii (willow flycatcher), 4430 nucleotides. RefSeq names its product La ribonucleoprotein domain family member 1 (gene LARP1). Gene Ontology annotation, molecular function: RNA cap binding. NCBI's taxonomy places the organism in Eukaryota, Metazoa, Chordata, Aves, Passeriformes, Tyrannidae. Gene Ontology annotation, biological process: mRNA stabilization; positive regulation of translation. The record is from RefSeq and is a predicted model, not a curated record. Gene Ontology annotation, cellular component: cytoplasmic stress granule; cytosol. Bases 1 to 3153 code for a protein of 1050 amino acids. The transcript has 20 exons.